AUGUAUUCCCAAGGUCACCAAAAUUUUGAGUCCAAGCAACAGAAAAGCAACCAGCCAUCUGAGAACUCCUCGAACCAAGAAAACAAGCGCCACACGCCCCCAUCCAAGGCCAAAACCGUCUCCCAAGCCGAUGCCGAACUUCGCGAGCGGCUCGAACAAAUGUCUGGAGGAGGAGGAGCCUCUGGAAUUGAAUACGAAGACGGCAAACCGAAUGCAAUGAAGCGCGGCGUGCGAAACAACAUGUUCCGAUUAAUUUGA
Penicillium vulpinum is the source of this 258-nucleotide messenger RNA. RefSeq lists its product as uncharacterized. The record is from RefSeq and is a predicted model, not a curated record. The transcript is spliced from 2 exons. Lineage: Eukaryota; Fungi; Ascomycota; Eurotiomycetes; Eurotiales; Aspergillaceae. The coding region runs from base 1 to 258 and encodes 85 amino acids.